Molecule: messenger RNA, 1567 nt
Organism: Cyprinodon tularosa
Lineage: Eukaryota; Metazoa; Chordata; Actinopteri; Cyprinodontiformes; Cyprinodontidae
Product: ciliogenesis associated TTC17 interacting protein
Exons: 9
Coding region: 92-1114 (340 amino acids)
Biological process (GO): cilium organization; actin filament polymerization
Source: RefSeq, a predicted model, not a curated record
ACAAAAUAAAAACUGUCCAGGCCGACGACCGAAGUCAGUCAAAGAGGGCCGCUGUUUGUAAAGAACUCGUGAAACAGCUGGAGAAACAGCGAUGGAGGAGACUGAAAGUGUCGGUGCUUCAUCAGCCGCUGAGGAGAUAAAAUCCGAGGCUGUCGCUUUCAUGGCCUCCAUUGAGCCUGAGGAGCUGCAGAGGUGUGUAUUUCCAGAGCGCUUGGAUGUGCUGUCUGAUGGAGGAGGAGUCCUGGGAGAGUUCAGCUUAUCUGUAGAGUUUACACGCAGAGCCCUGCAGCCCUGCAUGCUGCUGCAUGCUCAAAGCAAGGGAGCUAUCGAUGGCUGCCCCUGUGGAACAACAGUAACAGCCUAUCUCACCGCCGAGUUGGAGGUCCUGGAGGAAGACUACCAUGAGUUUGUCAAGCUUCAUGAUCACAAUGUUGAAAAGAGGUGCCACAUGGUGCAGCAGAAUGGAUGGAUGGUGAUCGACACAUGCAGUAGAGUGGGAGAGGAAGUGACCAAAGGGCAUAUGUCUUACUCCAUGUCUGCCCUGCGAGGACUGGUCACUGAAGGAUCCAGCAUGCUGUUGAUGCGUCUGAUCGCUCAGAGGAAGAAGGUUCCAGAGAACACGGUCUUUAUCUUCCUGGAUCAAUGUUCAUGUAUUAAUCAGACCACUUUUAGUCAGCUUGGUGUGAAGAGAGUUGAAGUUGGUGAUAAGGUCACUGAGGUCUUCGGAGUGCAGAGAUUGGUCGGUUCUGUGGAGGACAGCCCCUCCACUUGGCAGUGCUACUUCCUUGAUAAUGGUCGCUUGGCCAUCAGAAAACAGGUGGGCUCCCCAGUCACAAUCAGGCUUCAGCAGCAAGGUCCUAAGAAGUUUGCCCUGGUUUGGGAAGAAGACAUGCAGUUGUACUCUCAGUACCUGGAAAGAAAGGAGGAACUGAGGGCAGAAUAUGCUUCAUACCUGAGAGAGCACCCAGAGAUCCGAACCAUGCUGUCCAGAUAUUUGCAGGAUUUGCUGAUCGUGAAACCGGACAAUGUCUGUCAGUUUACUCGAAUGCACUUUGAGUCUUCUACCUCCAGACGUUCCUCAGACUCUAAGCUGAAAACCACCAACUCAACCUGAAAUGUAGUUUCACUUAAAAUUCAACUGUUUACUUAAAAUUUAACCUAACUGGUUACAUACAUAAUUCUUUUUAGACCUGUUGUAAUCAAUAUGUGUAAUGUCAAUACAAAUCAUCCUAAAAACAUAUUUAUAUUUCGGUUCACCUUUUUAUCUCAUGAAAGAAGAGAUAAUGUAUUGGGGGCAGCAGCGCCAAAAAGUUGAAAAAAAGGGGAAGGAUUCUAGGGGCCCAUGACUAACAGGAGUCCAGAGAAGCCCCUAAUACAAUUCUAAUACUGACAAAACAGUAGGACACUCAAUGAUAAACUUCCAAUCACACACAGAUUUUUCUUUUUCCACAAUAUAUUUGUAGCCGUUUUUUGUAUGUUUAGAAAAUGUUUUCCCUCAGAGAAGCUAUGGAUGUGGCCUCUGGAUUGAAAUGUGCAGAGUAAAUAAAUGCAACACUUGAGCCUUAAA